AUUAUUUGUAUAUUGCUAUUGAAUAUAAAGAAUCGACGCGCUCAUUCUCAAUGAUGUCGUCGCGCCUACUGUACGGAGCACGGAGAAUCCAAUCGCACUAGCGCAAUCUCGUUACGACGGCGAGCUUCUACGCGACUGGCCCCCAAGCUCUCAAAGAAAUAAAUGUUGCCGCGACCUCGACCCAACUCGACACCGACGACAUAAUCCACAACCUCACUGGGCCGAACCCCCCCAGAACAAGCUCACCCCGCCCCUCGAUGCAAUCACCAUAACCACUAAACCCAUCCACCUGAGCGCGCCGCGACUUUCUCGGGAGGCUGGCGGCACCGAGCCCACCAUGUCUUUUCCCUCCCUCCAGACGCCUCAGCGCCCCCUUCCUGGCGCCUUCGUGCAGACCCCAGCGGCCUCGCGAUACCCCGGGCCCAACCCCGUUCGACAGCUCUUCCGAGCCCCGAGCUCCAAUCCCGCUGCCGUGGGCGCGCCGACCGCCCAAGGGUCGCAGUCAGCAGUCGCUCUGCUCCCCCAGGCUCAAAGCCAGUCGCAGGCGUUGAAGCCGGUGCAGCGCGCGGGGAGGACGAUCAAUGAGGUGUUACGCAAGGAUGCAAACUUUCCUGAACUCGAUAGCUAUGUCAAGCAGGGCAUCUCGUCCGACUAUGAGAUUCCGUCCGUAUUAGGGCACGACUCGGCAUGGGCGCCGUACCAGAAGACGAAGAUGUAUGAUAUCCCGGAUCGCAUUUUUGAGCAGUACAAUCAUGCGCAGGUGUCGACGAUGAUGGGGUUGUUUUCGGAGCUGAACCACGCGUGGAUUACGAUUGACAACGCUUUGUAUAUUUGGGACUACACACAGACGAACCCCGAGCUCAAUGGCUUUGAGGAGCAGUCGAAUAGCAUUACGGCGGUCAAGCUGGUGGUUCCGCGACGCGGCGUGUUUCUCGAUACCAUCACCCACCUUUUGGUGGUGGCUACGACGGCUGAGAUUAUACUUCUGGGAGUUGGAGCGACUACGAAUCCGGCGACUGGCGCAAAGGUUGUGACCCUCUUCAAUACUGGCAUGUCACUUUCGAUCAAGGGCAUUGAUGUCAGGGUGAUUGAGGGCUCGGCCGCGAGUGGGCGGAUAUUCUUCAGCGGCGGAGGAGAUAACGAGGUGUACGAACUCACAUACCAGCAGGAGGAGAAGUGGUUCGCGAGCCGAUGCGGCAAGGUUAACCACACCAGCCCGGGAUAUACGUCUUUGGUCCCGACAAAGAUCAUCUGGGGGACGAGCUCCAAGGAGUAUGUGGUGGAUAUGACAGUAGACGACAGCAGGAACCUUCUUUACACACUCUCGUCAGAGUCAUCGAUACGAAUCUUCCACAUGGAUACGCCAGCCUCGCUCAAGCAAGUCGUCGAGAAAAAGCGCCACGAAUGUCUCCGCGAUAUCAGCCACAUGAUCUCGCAAUCCCCCUUGUUGGACAACAAUCUCAAAAUCGUCUCAAUAAGCCCCAUCUCGGCCACUGAAGCCGCAAAACUCCAUCUUCUGGCGGUUACUUCCACAGGCUGCCGUCUGUAUCUCUCUGCUACCCGAGGAUACGGAUACCUGGCUGGCAAGGUCGAGGCACCUACGAGCAUGCAGGUCCAGCACAUUAAAUUCCCGCCGCCGGAUCAACAAGAUCCCCAGCCACGAUCGCCAGCACAGCCAUCUGGCUACCAACCUGUUGAGCAGCCUAUAAACACCCAAUCACGCGCUCUUCAGUACGCCCGUAGGGGACUACGAUACCCACCAGGCUUCUUCCUGUGUUUCGUUGCAAAGGAUACCAAUCCCAACACAGACGUCCUCUUCCUCUCUGCACCUGACACUGGGCGCAUCGCCGCGGAAUCCCGCGACAUCUCGGGCCAGAGCUCAAAGUUCUACGAGCAAGGCCUCUGGCUGAAGCUCGAUAGCCGUGCGGAAGCUAUUGGACUUGUUAGCAACACCUUCGCAGCUGCAUCCACCCCAAUUGGAUACGGGAACGAACUUGCUGUUCAGUUUGAUGAGCCCUCGACAGAGAUGGCCGUCCUGACCAACACAGGUAUUUACAUCAUCAAGCGAAGGCGGCUUGUGGACGUUUUCGCAGCCGCAAUCAGGCAAGGCGAUGCCGAGCAGGGUCUGGAAAAGCAGAUGGCGCAGUUCAUUAGGCAUUACGGGAGAAGCGAAGUCACAGCCGCGGCACUGGCAGUUGCUUGCGGACAAGGCUCCGAGGGAUCCUCGGGAGAAAGAACGGCGAAGGUGUCGGACCCGUCGACGCUUGAGGCGGCUCGCAAGGCCUUCAUCGACUAUGGUGGCUCUGCAUCCUUGAAUGCGGAUGCUGUUUCUGAUGCCAAUGAGCCGGCCAUCAACUUCGUGCGCCCCUCGGCACGCCAUGACGGCCUGGCGAUGUAUAUUUCUCGUCUGGUGAGAUCGAUAUGGAAGGUUCCUGUCGUAAGAGAAGCGACACUCAACGUUGGCGCCGGUGCCAAUGGAACCAUGUCGCUGCAAUCAACCGUCUCUGGCGCCAAGUUGACGAGCAUCCAAGACGACAUGGCGCGCCUAAACACCUUCCUUGAGAAGAACAGCACGUUUAUCCAGGGGUUGGCUGGCCCCGAAGGCCCGCAGCGAGCUGCUACACAGAUGGAGGAGAUCACGCUUCAAGGAGAGCACCAGGCUCUUCGUUCGCUCUGGGCGCUUGCCAGCAAUAUAAUCGAAGGCAUCUCGUUCGUGAUGAUGUUGUUUGAAGAGCGCAUGGAUGAGCUCUGGGCGUCGUUGGAUGACACCACUCGCCAGCAACUGCGCGAUCUCACAUACGAGUCGCUGUUCACCUCUGAUGAUGGGAAGAACCUGGGGAAGGUGCUCGUUAAGGCGAUCGUGAACAGAAGUAUUGCGAAUGGCUCGAAUGUGGAGACUGUUGCCGACGCGUUGAGGAGGAAGUGCAAGAGCUUCUGUAGCGCGGAUGAUGUUCUUAUUUUCAAGGCUCAAGAGCAGCUCAAGAAGGCGUCGGAGCUGGGCAGUGGUACCGAGGUUGGGCGAAGCAUGCUUAAUGGGAGUCUACGAUUGUUCGAGAGAGUGGCUGAAAGUCUGACAUUCGAAAAUCUCCAGUCGAUUGUGGAGCAAUACGUGAAUCUACAGUUCUACGCUGGAGCAGUCCAGCUGUGUCUCACGGUUGCGUAUCAAGGGGAUAGAGGGAACAUGGCGUUGUCUUGGGUCAACGACAACAGGCCUGCUGGUGAUAGCCGCGAGAAGUUUUUCGAAAGCCGGAAGCGCUCUUACGAUCUCAUCCACCUUGUUCUAGAGGACUUGGACAGGGUUUCUGGGCAGCAGCCAGAGUUUAAUGCAGAUGGCAUGUACACAGUUGUCGCCAUGAAGAGGCAGGAGGCAUAUGCCAUUGUCAACGAGUCGACGGACGAGGUGUUCCAUUACGACCUGUACGACUGGUACCUUACCCAAGGCUGGACCGAUCGCCUGCUCGCCAUCGAUUCUCCAUUUGUAAUCUCCUAUCUGCAAAAGCAGUCCCUGACCAGCAUCGACCGCGCCGACCUUCUGUGGCGCUUCUACGCCAGCGGGAAGCGAUACCACGACGCCGCAAGUGUGCAAGUGGGCCUCGCCAAGAGCGAGUUCCCGCUGGACCUCAAGACGCGGAUCGAGUAUCUCAGCCGCGCCAAGGCGAAUGGCUCCACCACGACUAUUGGUAUUGCUCGGUCGGCGCAGCAGGUACUUCUGCGUGAGGUUACUGAGCUCUUGGAGAUUGCGAAUAUCCAGGAUGAAAUCCUCCAGCGCUUGAGGAAUCACCCUAGACUGGACCAAUCGAGGCGUGAAGAGAUCGUCCGUGAGCUUGAUGGCCCAGUUCAUUCGCUUUCAGAGCUGUUCAACGAAUAUGCGGAUAAGGCCAACUUCUAUGACAUCUGCCUCGAGAUUUUCCAAGCUGCUGGCCACUCCAACCCAUCGGAUGUCGACGUGACCUGGACCAACUUCCUAGACUCCACCCACGGCCAGAUCCUCGAGAAGGCGGCAGCCGCAGGCCCGAACGAGCCCCUACCAGCAAAACCCUACGAAGCAAUCAUCAACGCCGUGCGCGACCUCGCCUACCGCCUGAACCGCAGCGAAUCUACCUUCCCCCCCGAACUCCUGAUCCCCAAGCUAGAACGCUACGCCUACGAGCAACAGCGCGGCGUCGGCCCCCCAACCUGGGUAAUGGACCUCUUCAUCGAGAUCGGCACCGCCUUCGAGCGCAUCAUCCCCAUCCUCGAGGGCAUGAUCCACAACGACGAAGCGCCCUUCCACGGCCGCAACAGACGCUUCAUCGCCAACGACGCGCUGUACGUCAUCGAGAAGUGGUACCAGGACUGCAUCCGCCACAACAGGGAGGUGUUUGGCGGCGUCGACUACGCUGCGGGGAUCAGCACCUUCCUCAACAUGCUGACGCAGAAUGGGCUCGAGGGCGAUAAGGUCUACGAGGCGCAGGAGCUGCGGGUGAAGAUCGAGCGGGUGCUGAGGAGGUAGACGUUGCGCGGUUUGUAUUUGGAUCUUUGGGAACGGGGAAUGUGGUACUGUGGCACCGUUGUUUGGGUGUUGUAUGGGCGUUUUUGUUUGGAGGGGAGACAGACGGAUGAUGAAUUGAUCAAGCACCCCCGGGGAGAGCGCAUUACUGGGCGAGCAUAUAAUCUCAGCACAUAGUUGCAAGAAUUCCAAUGAGGAGACUAGGAUGUUGUGUGUAUUACUUCGGCCAUAGUUAGUUCGGAUGGGGAGAGAAUAAAUCAGGAAUUACGGGUUAUAGUUUUAUAUUAUAUCAGGGGUACUUGACUAUUGGAGUGAAAGGGAGUAAUCAUUUUAAGGGUCUUGUAUAAAUUCCGUAAAUAGGGAC
Messenger RNA from Pseudogymnoascus verrucosus, 4853 nucleotides. RefSeq lists its product as uncharacterized. NCBI's taxonomy places the organism in Eukaryota, Fungi, Ascomycota, Leotiomycetes, Thelebolales, Thelebolaceae. The record is from RefSeq and is a predicted model, not a curated record. The transcript has 3 exons. Gene Ontology annotation, molecular function: structural constituent of nuclear pore; protein binding. Bases 338 to 4492 code for a protein of 1384 amino acids. Gene Ontology annotation, cellular component: nuclear pore; nuclear pore inner ring. Gene Ontology annotation, biological process: RNA export from nucleus; transcription-dependent tethering of RNA polymerase II gene DNA at nuclear periphery; protein localization to nuclear inner membrane.